GUAGAGUCAAGAUGGCGGCCGAGGGCGAGUACGAGUCGAUCCUGUGCAUGAAACCCGAUGUCAACGUUUAUCGCAUCCCGCCGCGAGCUUCUAACCGCGCAUACAGGGCAGCUGACUGGAAGCUGGAUACUCCAGACUGGACUGGUCGAAUGAGGGUCACCGCCAAGGGCCAAGUGGCAUACGUCAAACUGGAGGACAAGGUCUCAGGGGAGCUGUUUGCCCAGGCACCACUAAGGGAGUAUCCCGGCGUUGCGUUGGAAACGGUCAGCGACUCCAGCCGAUACUUUGUUCUGCGGAUAGAGGAUGACAACGGUCGCAGUGCUUUCAUAGGAGUUGGCUUCGGGGACCGAGGGGACGCUUUUGAUUUCAACGUGGCUUUGCAGGACCAUUUCAAAUGGGUGAAACAGGACACUGAAUUCAGUAAAAGCGCCCAGCUCGGGGAUUCAGGACCAAAACUGGACUUGGGCUUUAAAGAGGGACAGACCAUCACACUCAACAUAGGACAAGGUAAAAAGAGGGAUAAGCCCCGCCCACAAGGCGCAGGUGGGUUUGGACUGCUCCCACCACCACCUGGAGGAAAGAUAGCCCCUCCUCCUUCGUCAGGCUCAUCCAAUCACAACAUAGAAACAGACUGCCUGUUGGAGCUGGACAGUAGUAACUCUAACACAGUGGUUCAGUCAAACGCUAGUUCAGAUCUUUGGGGAGACUUCUCCGCUCCGGCAAGCUCCGUUCCACAACAAUCCCAACCACAGAACUCCGGAAACUGGAUCCAGUUUUGAGUCGUCGCCGGCUGUUCCGUCCGUUGUGAUUUCCAUCUCACCUGCAUCUGUGUCCGUAGCUUCCCGUGCAUCACACUGAGACUAACUCCCACUCACUGAUCCCAAAGCAGCAGGGACGUGAACCUUCACAGAGCUGUAAAAGCAACUUGCAACAUAAUUUCAUUCAGGAAGAAUUCAAGAGUCCUUUCAAAUUUUCUUGACAGGAAAUGAAGCACUAAUCUGUUUAAAGCCAUUAAAUGAUAUGAGCCAUUUCCCAAAAAAUAUUUAAGGGCUAUGUGUGACAUCCUGAGAAGCAGGUGUUCCUCUUUUACGUGUCUGCAUCACCUCCCCCGGGAGAUGGCUGUCUGAGCAGAGCUUUAUCUUUGAUUUGGAAUGCUUUUCUCAGUGCAACGGCUCCCUCUGCAGCCACUGCAGAGUGCUACAUCUCAGUAACCUGCUGUGAGUAAAUGAGCUGCAAAGCUCCGCUCAAGUGAAGGCUACUUUAACUGUAAGACAGUUUCUUUUCUAAUGAAAUUGGGAUUUCAUAAUUUUCCUGAAAUAAUUUAGAAAUUACAGCAUCAGUCUGUCUAUCUUAUUUUAAUUAUAAGUCCUGAAGAAAGAACGGUUGAAGACUAGGGUUGGGUACUGAAAACAGGUUGCACUAUGGAACCGGUUCCACUACGGAACCGGUAGGAAUUGGGCCGGAUUAGAACGCAAAUUUCGGUUCCUCAUUUCGGUUCCACUAUAAUGUGUCAACUGAAAUAUUUUC
Molecule: messenger RNA, 1527 nt
Organism: Perca flavescens (yellow perch)
Lineage: Eukaryota; Metazoa; Chordata; Actinopteri; Perciformes; Percidae
Gene: necap1
Product: NECAP endocytosis associated 1
Exons: 8
Coding region: 12-779 (255 amino acids)
Biological process (GO): endocytosis
Cellular component (GO): clathrin vesicle coat; membrane
Source: RefSeq, a predicted model, not a curated record